GCGCAGAUGAGCUCCAGCUUAUAAUGCAGGAGAAGAGGGACGAUGAACAACUAGCUCAGGGGAUGCGAGGAGCUUCCGAUUGGAUCUCAAUGUUCAGCUGUUGGACCUGCCCGGGCAUUUCAUCAGAACUCGUAGUACUCCCAUCGGCUUAGACAUCCGUCAUGACAUCGAUCACGGCCGAGUCCGUCUCGACCAUCUUGGUGUCGUGCAAGCAGACGCGCUUUCACAUCGAGAGCCCCAACUACCGGGAGCUCGAUAUUGAAGGCCUCAACAUCACGGUCACUUCCGGCGCGGCAGGCAAGGGCAAGGGCAAGGGGAAGGCAGCCGCCGAGGGCACCGAGAUCCUCAGCAACGCGAAGCUGCGCCUCAAGGCCGGGAGUCGCUAUGCAUUGGUUAGGAGGAACGGGUCGGGCAAGUCAACCCUGCUGCGGGCCAUCGCCGAGAAGCUCAUCCCCGGCAUCCCGGAGCAGACGAGGGUGUCCAUCCUGCAGCAGACGAGAAUUGGCGAUGCCGACACGGACGACCUCGCAGCGAGCAGCAGCAGCAGCAGCGCCGCCCGGGACGGCCCAACUGUGCUCGAGUAUGUGGUGGAUAAGGCGACGGCCAAGAGCGAGGUGGAGCAGGAGAUCAACUCACUCUCCGCCGCGGUGAACAGCGCAGAUCCGUACAGCCCGCUCCGGGCACUGCGGAAACUCCGUCUCGAGCGCAUGCAGAAACGCCUCUUCGUCCUCGACAAGGAUGCUCGGUUGCGGAGCGGCGCGAGAGGUCUGCAGGCGCGGAAGGCGCUGGUCGAGUACGAGAAGCUGGUCGCACAAGCCGCCGCGCUGAACGAGCAGUCUACCGAGGACAUCUCAGCCGAGACGCUGCAAGCAGAGACGCAAGAGGCCGCGGACAUGCUGGCCGAUCUCCAGCUGCAGGUUGAGCCAUCGCGGAUGGCCGACAUCGAAUCGCGCGCGAAGAAGAUCCUCGCCGGCCUCGGCUUCACCGACGCCUACAUGACCAAGACCGCCGCCAGCCUGUCCGGCGGGUGGCGCAUGCGCAGCGCCCUCGCGGCCGCCCUGCUGCAGGAAACCGACAUCCUGAUCCUCGACGAGCCGACCAACUUCCUCGACCUGCUGGGCAUCAUCUGGCUGCAGCGCCACCUGCAGAGCCUCGAGGACCUGCCCGCGCCGCCGACCCUCCUGCUCGUCUCGCACGACCGCGACUUCGCCAGCUCCGUGUGCACCGACCUGCUGAUCCUCAAGGACAAGGACCUGACCUACUUCCACGGCGACCUGCCGGCGUACGAGUCGGCGCGGGCCGAGAAGAAGCUGUACCUCACCAAGAUGAAGGAGGCCCAGGAGAAGCAGAAAGCCCACAUGCAGGAGACGAUCCGCCAGAACCUGGCGCAGGGCCGCAAGAACGACGACCAGAACAAGAUCCGCCAGGCCAAGUCGCGCCAGAAGCGGCUCGAGAACCGCGCCGGCAUGCAGGUCAACGAGAAGGGCGGCCGGUUCAAGCUGAACCGCGACCUGGCCGGCUACCACUACUCGGCGCGCGCCGAGAUCGUCGUGCCGCAGGACGAGCGCGGCGUGUCCAUCGCGCUGCCGGACCCGCCCGACAUGCGCUUCCCGGGCUCGCUCCUCUCGCUCGAGAAGGUCACGUUCCGGUACGCUUCCGCAACCAGCGCAACCAGCGCAACCGCCGCGCCGCCCACGCUGCAGGACAUCACCCUCACCGUCAGCCCGCGCGACCGCAUCGGCAUCCUGGGCCUCAACGGCGCCGGCAAGUCGACGCUGAUCCGGCUGCUCGUCGGCGCCCCGCCGCCGCCCGGCUCGCGCCAGACCGGCACCGUCACCACCCACCCGCGCCUCCGGCUGGGCUACUACUCCCAGCACGCGGUCGAGCAGCUGCAGGCGCUCGGGCGGGCCGAGCCGGCGCUGACCGCGCUGGCCCUGCUCGCGCGCGAGACCGCAGCAGCAGCAGCAGCAUCCGCGGCCGGAGGAGGAGGUGUCGAAGCGGCGGCGGCGGACCUGGGCGAGCCGGCGCUGCGCGGGCUGCUGGGCUCGCUCGGCCUGCCGGGGCGGCUGGCGUCGGACGUGCCGCUGCGCCGGCUGUCGGGCGGGCAGCUGGUGCGGUGCGAGCUGGCGCGGCUGCUGUGGCGGCGGCCGGGCCUGCUGGUGCUGGACGAGGUGACGACGCAUCUGGACUACGAGACGGUGGCGGCGCUGCGGGCCGCGCUGAGGGUGUGGGAGGGCGCCGUCGUGGUCGUGUCGCACGACCGCUGGUUUGUGCGGGGCGUCGUGGAGGGCGCGAGGGAUGACGAGGGGGACGGGGAGGAGGACGGGGAGGAGGAUGAGGAGGAGGAUGGUGAACGGGAAGGGGCCCCGAGGAGGAGGACGGUGUAUAAGCUGGCGAGCGGGAAGCUGAGUGUGUUGGAGGGCGGCGUGCAGCAGUUUGAGGAGGGGAUGGAGCGGCGGGUGCGGAAGUUGAUGGGUGAUUAG
This is a messenger RNA of Thermothielavioides terrestris NRRL 8126, 2483 nucleotides long. RefSeq lists its product as uncharacterized. The transcript is spliced from 5 exons. Bases 162 to 2483 code for a protein of 773 amino acids. NCBI's taxonomy places the organism in Eukaryota, Fungi, Ascomycota, Sordariomycetes, Sordariales, Chaetomiaceae. The record is from RefSeq and is a predicted model, not a curated record. Gene Ontology annotation, molecular function: ATP binding; ATP hydrolysis activity.